GGCACGCUCAUUGUUUGUAGAAGGAGCGUCCUGGUUCAUUUAGGUGUUUUUUGGGGGGAGGGGGGGAGAUAGUGCUGCCCACCCCAUAAGGGCGUGGGGUGGGCUCAGACACCCAGGAUUUCAAUAUAACUCUGAAUGGUCGCAGUUCCACCCUUGAAGGAAAAGUCACUGCAAAGUGACAUUGUGGCUGAGAAAAUGGAGGUUCCAUCCACUCGUAUUGCAGGGCCAGGCACAUUCCAUCACCAGCUCUCCGGAUGGGCAGGACGGGCUUCGGGGGCCCCAGAGGCCUUGCCUCCUCCUCCCUCUCCGUCUUCCUCGCCUGCUCGCUUUGGCACACCAUAUCCUCAAAGGACAUCCAGCCACGUUGCUUCACAGACUAUGACUCCGAAGUGGGUUGUUCCUGGGAAGUGGACGCCUCUACCGACUGCCCCAAGAAGUUCCUCCUGCGUGUUACAGCGAAUAAUCGAUUCAGUGGCCAAAAGAAAUCAUGGGAGUGUUCUCCUAAGAACAAGAGAGGCCUGGAUGUGACCCCCAAGUGUACUUGCACCAUUCGGUCUGAAGUACGGAAUAAUUUCAAGUAUCGUUUCUCGCUGGAGGCCAAUGGGAAAAAGAUCUGGAAGACGAAGAUUGAGGACCUUCGUAAAAUUGUGAAACCCCGACAGCCUGUCAACCUGAAACUUACGAUGGGGGAUGGCGGAUACAUCCUCACCUGGGAAGAUGGCUAUAAUGAAGGGAGCAUUCUCCAUAAAAAUUCGGAAACAGACUAUGAAGUUGCCUUUGGGCAAGAAGGCAUGCUGGAGGAUGAGGCACGCAAACGCAUGACGACGGACAUGCAACUUAAAAUCGCCAUAGGGAGUCUCAUGCCAGCAACGAUCCAUUUUGUUAAAGUGCGCCAGAAAAAUUAUUUCCUCGGGAACACCUGGAGUGAUUGGAGCAUCCCGAUAAGUUGGAAAACAGCUGGGUGGAUCGGGUAGGGCACCUGUUUAUUAUUAGCAAUGUGUUGCCAUCCCUGUGUGUUCUGGGCUCCACAUUGUGGGCUCUUUAUUUCUCGAUUUAGUAAACCUUCUGGAUUUGUGAAAUAUUCUGACCCCACCCACAGGAACGUUUGUGCAUCAUCCGGCCCCUUUGAGUGAGCGACAGCAUUUCUCUCACAUUGCUGGGGUCUUGCAUUUCCAGUCAGCUAGACAUCAAAUUAAUAUGCAGGCCUCUCACUUAAUUCAGUGCAAUUCUCUGCUGUAGACAAUACCUCUUUCUGAAGUCACCCCAAUGAUUUUUAUUGUUUCUUAUUUAAAUAAAGACAAGA
Podarcis muralis (Common wall lizard) is the source of this 1303-nucleotide messenger RNA. Lineage: Eukaryota; Metazoa; Chordata; Lepidosauria; Squamata; Lacertidae. The record is from RefSeq and is a predicted model, not a curated record.